Saccoglossus kowalevskii is the source of this 1319-nucleotide messenger RNA. RefSeq lists its product as uncharacterized. The record is from RefSeq and is a predicted model, not a curated record. NCBI's taxonomy places the organism in Eukaryota, Metazoa, Hemichordata, Enteropneusta, Harrimaniidae.
CACAUAUCCUAUUAUGUAUAUAACCGGUAAAUUGCCGAAUCAGCGAGCACAUAAGAGUUUAAAUGCCACACACUAACGCUUAGCGUGUGUUAUUAGAAACGGAGCGAUAGUGUAUUUACGAAAAUAGUGUUGACUCAUACGGGCGAAAGAGAGCGUGCAACUAGCACAUACCAGUACAAGUUAUCAAGACACACGCCGCCAGUUAUAUAUUAUUAUAGAGAGACACACAGCGCAGGUGCACUUGUCUUUGUUUGAGCUGAUUAAUUUGAAAAACAAACAAAACAUACUGUUUUUGUUUCAAGAAUGCAUUGGCGGAUUUUAGAAGUCGUGAUAGUUUGGUCGUUUGCUGUUUUGGACGCUUAUGGUCAUAAAUUAAACUCUGAAUCCCAGACGACGCAGAAAAGCAGUGAAGAAGUUGACAAUAUUGUCUUUAAGAACUAUGGAAUAUGGAUACUGUGUUUCUCUGUUGGCGUAGUGUUAGCUAUUACCGUUAUAAGCGUGGCGGUUGCCUUAUUAACGAAGUGGUUAUGCAAAAGGUUUGGUCUCGUGUCGUCUGAUCCAAGCAUUAUUAAUGCUAACUGCGAUUCACCACCGUCGUAUAACAAUUGUGUGAAUGUUGGAAUAAUCACCGAUGGUCAGUGUAGCUACGAACUUGGAGAAGAUAUGUGGUCGGACACUGGGGAGACUCCCCCGCCAUCUUAUGAGAGUGUGUUGGCAAUCGCUGAACAUCAGCACAUGCAAUGUGUUCCAUAUGUUGGCGCUGGCCACCUCCGCGGACCAGCAACACCGCACAACAGGUGCUGGGAAUUGACCGAACCAUCACCGAACCAUGCAGACAAUCCCAACUACACAAAGCAAAACAUAAACUCGAAUUUGACAGCGGAAAAUAAUGGCGAUAAUAAAAAUUGUGAUGUACAAUUCGAGAUGGACACUUACAUUCUACCACGCUGAUCGCGGCGGUAUUGAGUUGUCAAAAGCCGCUAAUGAAGACACGGGCAACUCUGCAUUUUGAAUAAAGUGCGCGGUUCGCACAAAGCGUAAACAUUACCCUACGCCUGUGGUAUUUGAAAACGCUGAAAAGAGAGACCUGUAAUAGUGCCGAGAAUCUCUUAACCAUUCCAUCGUAACGAAUGUACCACACUUACUGUACUUUUGUAUGCAGAUCAUAGUAUAUUAUGUUCGCUUGUGUUUCCUGCCAGACCCAUUUAAAAUGACGGUCUCUUCUCUGAUGAGCACAAACAGUUGACGAUAACAAGAAAAGAUGAAUAUCGUCGAUCGGAAAAGAAGCCGCUGAAUUUGAGAAGACACUGUCAGUUAUA